Meleagris gallopavo (turkey) is the source of this 3494-nucleotide messenger RNA. The record is from RefSeq and is a predicted model, not a curated record. Lineage: Eukaryota; Metazoa; Chordata; Aves; Galliformes; Phasianidae.
UGAGAAGGACAAUGCUGCAAACUUUACUGGAUCAAAUGACUUGAAUGGCACUGCCAAUGUGAGUUAUGUCUUCAUUUCUAAGUCAUUUGAAAACACAACUGAAUACUUCGUUGAAGAAACUUAUUAUGCUUAUUGCUGCAUUCUGGGGUUCAUUGCUUGCUCAGUAUUUCUUCAAAUGAGCUUCGAACUCAAAGUUCUCCUGCUGUCCAUUGCUGUAACUGUAUACCUCAUCAUUUUUAAUACCCUUCCAUAUAGAAACACGAGUGUCUCUGUCAACGUUACCAGGCUUUUCAUUGAAGAGCCAAGAAUAAUGAUUAAUAUAUAUCUGGUUCUGUUUUACAUAACCCUAAUAUUACUUGCAAAGCAGAUUGACUAUUACUGUCGACUGGAUUGUCUGUGGAAGAAUAAGUAAAAAGAACAUGAGCAGUUUGAAACAAUGGAGAACGUCAACAGGCUUUUACUGGAAAAUGUACUUCCAGCACACGUCGCUGCCUAUUUCAUUGGUGAAAAGCGAAAUGAGGACUGGUACCAUCAAUCUUAUGACUGUGUCUGUGUCAUGUUUGCAUCAGUGCCAGAUUUUAAGGUGUUUUAUACCGAGUGCGAUGUCAAUAAAGAAGGUCUGGAAUGCUUGCGACUGCUGAAUGAAAUCAUUGCUGAUUUUGAUGAGCUCUUGUUAAAACCUAAAUUCAGUGGUGUUGAAAAAAUAAAAACAAUUGGAAGCACUUAUAUGGCAGCAGCUGGCCUCAGUGUCACACCAGGCCAAGAGAACAACCAGGAUAAGGAGAGACAACAUGCACACAUUGGGAUUAUGGUGGAAUAUGGAAUUGCCUUGAUGAGUAAACUGGAUGGCAUCAACCGACAUUCCUUUAACAACUUCCGAUUACGUAUUGGGAUAAAUCAUGGUCCUGUGAUUGCUGGUGUAAUUGGUGCCCGGAAGCCUCAAUAUGAUAUCUGGGGUAACACCGUUAAUGUUGCUAGCAGGAUGGAGAGUACAGGGGAGCUUGGAAAAAUCCAGGUCACAGAAGAAACGAGUAGAAUACUACAGGACCUGGGAUAUUCCUGUGAAUGUAGAGGACUCAUUAAUGUCAAAGGAAAGGGAGAACUGAGGACUUACUUUGUUUGCACCGAGACAGCCAAAUUCCAAGGUAUUGGACUGAACUGAGGCUAAGACAAAGUUAAUGCAAGUAGACUUUGAACUGCCUCCCUUCUGUGAAGACUUAGAACUUCCCUCCUUAUGUGAAGGAGAUUAUUGUAAAAAUAUAUAGAUAGUAUUCAUAGUUCUUCUGCAUCGAAAGAUAGGAGAAUGUGUGUGUUUUUGGUGUUUAUUUUUUUCAAUUUUUUUUAUCUUCGAAAGAAGCUCUGAAAAGUUCCUAGCAAACCACCAGUCUGAAAAAGACUGCCUUUUCCUGAAAGGAUUUCAGGAUUUACCUGGAAUUGCCGUGAAGCAUUCUCUGUUAGUUCCUUUCUUUACUUGCACUGUGAGAGUCUAAUAGCUCCAGUAACAAACUACGUGGAUGCACUGUUGAACUCCUUUCCUGUUAAAAUAUUCCACUGCUUCAUUUUUUGUCACAUAGCACACAGUAUUGCAUUUGUCACAGACGUAUUGAGAUGAUACUCCAGGCGCCGCACAUCCUGCUGUUAAUGCUAAACAAACUUCAUGGCAGAAGACGGCAGGAUAAUGGAAAGAGAAAUACAAGUAAACUCUGAGCUAAGCGCCUUUGAGGUGGAAAAAAAAGAAGUAAUUGCACAGAUUUGGAUGACUUCUUCAUUAUCUUCUCCUCCUCCAUUGCAGUAUCAUGUAUUAUGCAAGUGUUUUCCUAACCAGCAGCUGUCCAGAAAUCUUUCAUCUAGUUCAGGGUGUUUACAUUAUAUAUGUUGCCCCUUGUGUUUAUUUGCCUCUGUAUUUAGCACCUGCAUGCAUAUAUUGUACAGUCAUAUAGGAGAAUGGUCUUUAAAAAUCCGGCUUGAAAUUUCAAAAAAAUAUACCUAAUGCAGUUUAUGCUGAAUGCUUGGUUAGACAGACUCUGGUACCAGCUUCUAGUAGUGACAUCCAGCUGGAAUUCAGCAUACUGACUGCAUUCUUGAAUGUUUUUGUAGAAGAAAAUAAUCUGUUUUGAAUUAUUUGGAAGCUGAAAAACGGAUCUAAUAAAAUAGUAUUAGAAACGGUAGCAGAUACUGUAUAAACAGAGCUGCAGCUGAGAUGAAUUUUCCUUUUUUUAAUUUUUUUCUAUUUUGUUUCUUCGAUUUGAUUGGCUUCUUGCUGAUUUACAUUCCUUCUAAAGGCAAUGCAGUUUAUGAAACAAUUUGGUUUUGAAGAUUACAAAAGGAUAUGUGGAAAAACACAUUCAUAAUGGAAAUGCUUGAGCAGAGCCUCAAUGCUGAAAAGUAGGCUUAGUGCAUUGGUAAGGUGAUCACAGAAAUUGGCUUGCUGUAAGUUGGUUUGUAAAGUUUUUAAGGUGUUAACAGUUAAAGCAAAAGUCUAAAUUAGCCUUUACCUACUUACAAUCAAUCUAUCUUCUGUUGGUGGAGAUGACCAUUUUUUCUAAUGAUGAGAUCUUGUGGCUAAAUAUAUGUAUUAACUACGGAUGCGUUCUCCCCUUAUCCCUUUGUAUGCCAUGGAGUAUGACUAAACAGCACAGUGAUUAAUAAAUGCAACAUCUGCUUUGUUAAGCCUUACUCUUUUACAAACAGCAGCAUCUACUAAUUUGAGGGGUUCAUACUAAAUUAUACUGGAAAAGAUUUUAACAAGCAGUCAUAUACAUUACUGCCACUUUCUAAUUACUGUGUAAUUUCUUUAGGGAAUGAAGUGACUGUUUCAUGUCCAACUGUGGAUUUUAAAAAUUGUACUUAGAGUCUUUGUCAAAUUGGUAGGUCAAAACUAUGUUUGUAGUAAUUCUCCAACAGAAAAUAGCAGGCUAGAAAACCUUAGUUUGAGGUUGUCAGGCUCAUGUAUGGACUCUGCUGAGGAUGGAAGCUUCAUACUUAGUGUCUUCUCAGUAUCAGGUCAGUGUUGUAAUAGAAUAAACUCUCAAAGAGCUUUUGCUACUCUUGUACGAUGUGUGUUUGUAAUACCAGAUGCUCAACAAGCAUUUAUUUUGAGAUAUUUAUUUAUUGUGUUAUAAGGACCAUGCAUGUGUGAAAGACUCAGCAGUCUUUCAUGUCAUAUGGUAGUUAGGUGAAGUGGCUAUUUGCCUUGUUAAUAUAUUUUGAAAAGUGCAUCAUGCCUAUAGCUAGAGCUGGCUCUAAAGUUCACAGGACUAGUAGAAUUUAGAUGUAAGUUAUCUAUGGAAAAAUAUUGACUGUCACUAACAGCAUUUUGAAAUGCUUUUGUUUACAUUGUAUUGCCUGUCAGGCUAGUGACUUGCUUGGGCAUACCUUAACCUAUAGAAACCUGUUGCUUCUGAACUGGAAUUAGUAAGUUUUUUUGUUGUUGUUUUAAAAGGACAUUGUGUACUGCUCACUGAAUUUUAGUUUGGGUAACAGAUUUAUGUAAA